AUGUCAAUUGUGAGGCGUUUGUGGCAGCGAAUAUUGAAACCAACAUAUUUUGUUGGAAAGGACAUGGAAGGGAACAAGUACUUUGAGUAUCCAAACGCGAACAAUGGACGUUCCAAACGAACAGUGAAAUACAGGAAAAGUGAAGACAUGUGGGCGUACGUUGCUAGUGGCAAGCGCCUCCCAGUGCAAUGGUCAUCAUGGCUGACGCAUACUAGGUCGGAUCCGCCGAGCAUGGGGGAAUUACAAGCGGAUCUAGCGCGUCAACAACGGGUUAAGUUGAAUGCAGCGAUUCUGGAAGCGAAAGAUGAAGCAGAAAGAGCCAUUAGGGAACGACUAGAAGCACCCAGCCACCAUUCUGAAGUUGAGAUGCAGUCUCGGAACGUGACUAUAGAACAAAAACUGCAAUCGCCAGAAUCCGAUCGACGACCAAAAGCGCAGACACGGGAUCCUUGGGCAGAGGCAUUGAAAGGAUCUGAUGAACCUCGAUCAUGGACACCUAUGGCUCGUAAAAGGUAG
This is a messenger RNA of Suillus bovinus, 516 nucleotides long. RefSeq lists its product as uncharacterized. Gene Ontology annotation, biological process: mitochondrial respiratory chain complex I assembly. The transcript has 6 exons. NCBI's taxonomy places the organism in Eukaryota, Fungi, Basidiomycota, Agaricomycetes, Boletales, Suillaceae. The coding region runs from base 1 to 516 and encodes 171 amino acids. The record is from RefSeq and is a predicted model, not a curated record. Gene Ontology annotation, cellular component: membrane.